CCUUUUAAACUCCUCCGAAGCCACGAAGCCUUCCAGAAUAAUCUAAUCUAAAUCCUCUUGGAAACAAAACUUCCCUGAACUUCACCAUUCUCUCUCAACCCUCUCUUCCAAGGGGAGAUGAGCCGUUCAAGCCGCACGCUCUAUGUAGGCAAUCUGCCUGGGGACACUCGUAUGAGAGAAGUUGAAGAUUUGUUUUACAAGUAUGGGCCCAUUGUUGAUAUUGAUUUGAAGAUCCCACCAAGGCCCCCUGGUUAUGCUUUUGUUGAGUUUGAGGAUCCGCGUGAUGCUGAAGAUGCAAUUCGUGGUCGAGAUGGUUAUGACUUGGAUGGGUAUCGUUUACGGGUUGAACUUGCUCAUGGUGGGCGAAGGCCUUCAUCAUCUGUGGAUCGCCAUAGCAGUUACAGUGGCAGCAGUAGCCGCGGACCUUCCAGGCGAUCUGACUAUCGUGUUUUGGUGACUGGUUUACCAUCUUCUGCCUCUUGGCAAGACCUAAAAGAUCACAUGCGCAAAGCCGGGGAUGUCUGUUUCUCUCAAGUGUUUCGUGAUCGUGGAGGCAUGACAGGGAUUGUAGAUUACACAAACUAUGAUGACAUGAAAUAUGCUAUAAGGAAGCUUGAUGACUCUGAGUUUCGAAAUGCAUUUAGCCGGGCUUACAUACGGGUGAAGGAGUAUGAUUCAAGAUAUGAUUCUAGGCGCAGCUACUCUAGAAGUCCAAGUCAUAGCCCAUAUAGUCACAGCCCUAGUCGCAGCCGUAGCUAUAGUAGCAGGAGCCGGAGCAAGUCUCCUAGGGCCAGAUACUCGCAUCGUUCUCCAUCUGUAUCUAGGUCUGUUUCACCGCGUUCCCACUCAAUGUCAGCUGCCCCCUCUACGUCAAGUUUGAUUGGAUGUCAGCUUUUGGCUUGGCAGAGAAAGGCUUGUGAACCUUAGUUAUUGUGUAGACAUCAAAUUGCUUAAUACCAUCCCAUGAGUUUUUACAAAUAUCUAAGUGUUUGUCAACUGUCAAGCUCUAGCUGAAUCUGAGCCUUCCUUAAAUAUAGCUGAGUUUUUACACGUAUCUAAGUGUUUGUCAGCUGUCAAGCUCUAGUUGAAUCUGAGUCUUCCUUAAAUGUAGUUAAGUGUUUGUCCGAUGUCCAUGCUUUGGUUUGCUUAUGUUGGUUCACGGUUUCAGACUAGUCCAUUUGUUAAUAUUUUCUUAUCUUCACUUUUUCAUUUAUUCUUCUUAUAGAAUUCAAAAUUAAUCGAGUAAUUGGAUUAAGGGGUGUUAUAUUUUAAUCAUCAUCAUUCUCACUAUCAAGUUGUGCCUUGCAAUUUUAGACGCCAAGAAAAACAGAGGUUUUUCGAUCUAUCUUUAUUAUGUUGAAUGUGAGAUAAAAUUACAUUGAUGUUUUCUAAUCUAUUUCAGAUUAGAAAGCUUAUCAUCUUGUCCUAAUCUGUGUUAUGCAAACCCUUAAACUCUUUUAUCGGCUUAAGUAAAAAAAUAUUUUUCCAAACUGGAGGGGGUGAUUGUGAAAAAGGUUUACUUGGUUCGCCAGUUAUCAUACCUUUUUCAU
Messenger RNA from Durio zibethinus, 1550 nucleotides. RefSeq names its product serine/arginine-rich splicing factor SR30-like. The record is from RefSeq and is a predicted model, not a curated record. Gene Ontology annotation, cellular component: cytoplasm; nucleus. NCBI's taxonomy places the organism in Eukaryota, Viridiplantae, Streptophyta, Magnoliopsida, Malvales, Malvaceae. Gene Ontology annotation, molecular function: mRNA binding.